Dichotomopilus funicola is the source of this 1428-nucleotide messenger RNA. RefSeq names its product dTDP-D-glucose 4,6-dehydratase. The coding region runs from base 1 to 1428 and encodes 475 amino acids. The transcript is spliced from 4 exons. NCBI's taxonomy places the organism in Eukaryota, Fungi, Ascomycota, Sordariomycetes, Sordariales, Chaetomiaceae. Gene Ontology annotation, molecular function: dTDP-glucose 4,6-dehydratase activity. The record is from RefSeq and is a predicted model, not a curated record.
AUGACCAUUUCCAGUGGGGCGACGUCGCCAAUUGGGGCCACCGAUGGCUUCCGGAGAGGAAACAGCUUUUUUGAGGACUAUGGCAUCUGGAAAGAAGCGCCAUUACUCAUUGGUACUACCCAGUUUGAUCCCCUCCCAGAUGUCAAGAACAUCAUGAUCACAGGGGGCGCCGGGUUCAUUGCGUGCUGGCUUGUCCGACAUCUCACUCUUACCUAUCCCCACGCCUACAACAUCGUGUCCUUUGACAAGCUCGACUACUGCUCGUCACUCAACAACACGCGCAUCCUCAACGACCGGCGCAACUUCACCUUCUACCAGGGCGAUGUGACAAACCCGUCUGAAGUGCUAGAUUGCCUAGAACGGUACAACAUUGACACCGUCUUCCACUUCGCCGCGCAGUCACACGUCGACCUAAGCUUCGGCAACUCCUACGGCUUUACCCACACCAACGUCUACGGAACCCACGUGUUAUUAGAAAGUGCCAAGAAGGUCGGCGUCCGCCGGUUCAUCCACGUGUCGACCGACGAGGUGUACGGUGAGGUCAAGGACGACGAUGACGACCUGCUGGAGAGCAGUAUCCUCGCUCCGACCAACCCCUACGCCGCUAGCAAGGCCGCUGCAGAGAUGCUAGUUCAUUCAUAUCAAAAAAGCUUCAAACUGCCCGCUAUUAUCGUGCGCAGUAACAAUGUUUAUGGCCCACACCAAUAUCCAGAGAAAAUCAUACCCAAAUUCGCCUGCCUCCUAGCGCGGCGCAAGCCGGUGGUCCUACACGGCGACGGCUCACCAACACGCCGCUACCUCUACGCGGCCGACGCAGCCGACGCCUUCGACACGAUCCUACACCGCGGCCAGCUAGGCCAGGUAUACAACGUCGGCUCGCACGACGAAAUCAGCAACAUUGCCCUCUGCCGCAAGCUGCUGGGCAUCAUGAACAUCAUCCCGGAGACCGACGGCCAUAUGGGCGAGCAAAACGGCAGUAGCAGCAACAACAACAACCACCACAACGGAACCCCUCCAACAACCGACUCCCUAUUCUCCCGCUGGGUCAAAUACACUCACGACCGGCCCUUCAACGACCACCGCUACGCCGUCGACGCGACCAAGCUCAAGCAGCUAGGCUGGGUACAAAAGACGGGGCUCGAGACCGGGCUGCGCGCGACGGUGGAGUGGUACCGGCUGUUUGGGGAGCGCUGGUGGGGGGACAUCAGUAAAGUGCUUAGUCCGUUCCCCGUGGUGGCCGGCAUGGAGGUGUUGUCGGACUCGGAGCCUGUGUCGGAUACGCCGCAGGGGCCAGAGGUAAGGGCGGAAAGGGGAGUGGAAGGGAAGAAGGGGAAAGGGGUUGUGGCGGUGGAAGGGGGGAGGAAGGGAAAUGGUGUGAAUGGGUGGAAUGGGUGGGAUGGGAGAAAUGGAUUUGAGGAGGAGGAUUGA